UUUCAAAUUUAGUGUAUUCUUAAAACUGUAUUAUUUUUCAGAAAUGAUAAAGCUCCUAGCUGAGAGAUCGAUGCCAUACAUUUUUGACAUCCGUGAUGCAAAAGGCCAUAUUCCUUUAGACAUUGCUUGUCUAUAUCAUUGCCCAGAAGCUGUUCGGAUUCUCUUGGCACAAGGCAAGAGUGUAUUUGGAAAAGGUGACCGACAGGUUUUAAUAAGUACUCUAAAUAACAGCAAAGCAUACAAGUAUGCUAUUCCAAUGAUAUCUCUGCUUUUAGACGCUGGUGCAAACAUUGACGCUGCCGACGAAUCUGGGAGAACACCAAUGGUAACUGCUUUAAGACGCGAACUGGUAGGUGCAGCAAAUUCCACUGCAGAUCAAAUCAUUUGUAUACAGAUAUUUCCAUGCUUUUGAUAGACCGAGGAUGUGAUGUUAAUAUUCCUUGGUUGAUGGGUGAAACUGCUCUGCAUAUUGCUGCUCAAAUAAACCACGAAACUUUAGUUAGAAAACUUCUUAUUUCUGGAAGUCACAUUGACAGACGUGAUGGGUUUGGGCCCCCAUUGUACUAUGCGUGUAAAAAUGGAAAACAGACAAUAGUUCAUUUACUCAGAAUUUGCGGUGCUAAUUUAUGGGCCGAAGAUUGGGAACAUCACUUCGAAUUCUGGAGAUGGAGGGAAGAAUUAAAUGAGAAAAACCAUCAGCUAUUAAAUUAUGUUUUUAGUGAAUCGAAGAAGUGUCUUACCUUACAGAACCUUUGCAAUGCAGCUAUUAGAAAUAUAGGAAAAUAUUCCACUGAACUCGGAUUACCAUCAUUGCUGGUUAAAUGACUACUAUUUCUAGACUGAUGGAAAUAUGUAGUGUAAUUUAUGGAUAUGUACUUAAAAUUGAAGUUUAUAAGUUUGCAAUUGAUAUGUGAUUUCUAAUUAUGAUUAAAUGUCUGAGGUAUAAAAUGUAAUAAAAUAGAAAAAAUAUAUAUUUAUACGUUA
Messenger RNA from Stegodyphus dumicola, 984 nucleotides. RefSeq names its product transient receptor potential cation channel subfamily A member 1-like. NCBI's taxonomy places the organism in Eukaryota, Metazoa, Arthropoda, Arachnida, Araneae, Eresidae. Gene Ontology annotation, molecular function: protein binding. The record is from RefSeq and is a predicted model, not a curated record.